This is a messenger RNA of Clupea harengus (Atlantic herring), 3413 nucleotides long. RefSeq names its product prolactin releasing hormone 2 receptor (gene prlh2r). The record is from RefSeq and is a predicted model, not a curated record. Gene Ontology annotation, molecular function: neuropeptide Y receptor activity; neuropeptide binding. NCBI's taxonomy places the organism in Eukaryota, Metazoa, Chordata, Actinopteri, Clupeiformes, Clupeidae. Gene Ontology annotation, biological process: G protein-coupled receptor signaling pathway. Gene Ontology annotation, cellular component: plasma membrane; neuron projection.
UUCCCUACGAAUUGAGCAUGCAUUUCCUCACGAAACCACCUGUUUGUGCAAACGUGGAAGCAAUCCUUCUGGGGUGGCAAUGUGAUGUCAUCAAUGAGAGUUCGUCAAGAAUGACGACUGCACCCCACACCGCACGGGUUUGCACUGAGCACCUGUAAUUGAAAAGACGUGAUUUUUCUGUGAAGGCUGAUAACGUGACAGCGGAUGUCUUAGUGGCUGGACACAGACAGUAUUUUGGUGAGAUUUUUUUGGUUUUAACUUUUUAAAAGAAGCUGACUGGGUUAGCUUAUUUUAUGAAGAAUGAGAAUGCGUUAAAAUCCAAGGUAUAGACUACAGCUGGGUUUCCAUCCAACUAAUUUGCAUAUUUUAAGGGCAUUCAUGACAGUUCGGCCAAAGAAAAUUCGAGUCUGCGCGUUUCCACCCAGGAUUUCCUAUUCAAAUGGUAAAAAAAAUUGCAUUAAAAAGUUGGACAGAAACCCAGCUAUUGAGAGUAUUAUGCACUCUGCGCUGAUCGAGUGGAAGCAGUAGAUGCUAUGAUCUUUUGCGGGUGAACAUAGCGAACAUUUACUCUACUGUGACGGGAAAUUCAACCACUCUUUUAAACCCUGUUAAAGACUGAUUCAAGUAUAAUGGCGGAGACUUUGUAUUAUCUCAAUGUGUCUGAGGAGAACAGAUCUGCUUGGGACACCUCCGCCUCCUCCUCUUUCAGCGGACUGGACAAACUGUUUGAGCUCCGGCCCCUCUUCAUCCCUCUAUACACAAUGGUAUUCCUGGUGGCCUGUUCAGGCAACCUCCUGCUGCUCCUCCUCAUCGGCUUCAACAAGAAGCACCACAGCACCACCAACUUCCUGAUCGGUAACCUGGCCUUGGUCGACCUGGUCAUGUGUAUCUUCUGUGUGCCUCUGACAGCCUCCUACGCCUUUGACAAGCGGGGGUGGGUGUUUGGCCACUUCACCUGCCACUUUGCCACCCUCAUGCAGCCUGCCACAGCGUUCGCUGCUGUGCUUUCCCUGACGGCCAUAGCGGUGGACCGCUACGUGGUCGUGGCCUACCCCAUCCGCCGGCGAGCAGGGCGCCACUUCUGCGGCGGGCUUGUGGUCACCAUCUGGAUCUGCGCCUUGGUUAUGUCCACCCCGACUGCACUGCACACCGGCUACCUGGACCUGAGCGCCACUGGCCAGCAGAUGAUCAUCUGCGAGGAGUUCUGGCACGGCCAGGAGCGAGGGCGCCUGAUCUACUCCUGCUUCUUCCUGCUGCUCUCCUACUUUGUCCCCCUCGGUGCCGUCUCUGUCUCCUACUGCGCCAUCUCCGUCCACCUGCGCAACAGAAACUUGCCCAGCCUGAUGGCGGCGCGCUCUUCAAACCAGGAGAAAUGGGGUCGGAAGCGGAGGAAGACCUUUCGACUCCUGCUUGUCUCCGUGCUGUGCUUUGCCUUCUCCUGGUUGCCCUUGCAGGUGGUCAACCUCAUCCACGACCUAGACAGUGACUUCUCCAUCCUGGGCAAGGACCACGUGAAUGUCAUCCAGGUGUCGUGCCACCUGUUCGCCAUGUGCUCGGCAUGUUACAACCCGUUCAUCUACGCCUCCCUCCACGACAAGUUUCUGGCUUACCUGUGCCGCCGCUUCUUGGCCAGGCGUAGGAUGGAGCACGUCAGGAACAGCCUCAACACCUCCAACCGCUUGACUCGCGUGCACACCUCCUCCACGUUGAUCGACAUUCCUAUGGCCAUCAGCGGCAAGAUAGCCAGGGAAGAAUUUGCUGCUCUCCGUUAAGGUCUUGAUCAUGUGCUGGUGAAUGGUUUGUAAUAUUGGGUUUUACACCUUUAAAAUAAUGCAUUGGAGACAGACGUAGGUGGGACACCUGAGUAGAUAUGUAGAUGUAUGAUCAUAUGGGUAAUGUAGAUAUUUAGCAUGGUGUUAUGAUGUGGUUUCUACACAUACUAUUUAAUAAACAUUAUUGAGUGCAAUCCACAGAACACAGCUUCUAACAAGAUUAUGUUACGGUUCAAGGACUGCUACUGAACCAGAUGUUCACCACCUCCUAAAUGGAAAUUGCCACUUCUACUAAUGCGUAUCUGUGAACACAGUAAAACCAGGUCACCUGGUUUCCCAUCAUUUUAUGGCUGUUGUUCAGGUUCCCCUGAUUUCACACGAGGAAAAUAUGCAGUUAUUAAGGCAUCCAAUUCAUUUUUAAGGGAAAAUGUAAAUGUAUGUGUUAGAUUAAACAUAAUGUUAUUUGUCUGAGAAAAAUAGCUUUGCCUGUUAAUUCCACUUUCAAUUUGUGCUGUACACAUUUUAAUGGACAAAUAUACUGUUCACCAGACCUCAAAACCUUUUUUGUGGUUGCCUUUGGCGAUCUUUGUUGGUGCUUUGAUUGUCAAAGCAAAUCCAGGUGAGAGAUAAAGAAUGUGAUAUCGAUUUUACCGUCUUGCAAGAGCCCCUACAUCCAUAGAGCAUGUGGCCCAAGACCCAGAUUUAAGACAACUCUCAAGCCUUUUGACAGUUGAGACGUGUGUUGUAGAUGAAUGCAGCCAGUGAAUAGGGGAAGACAAACUAUUUAAGUGCCUUUGAAGUAGUUGGAUACAUGGUUGUAGUUGCUCUGUAUUCUGGCAGAGGCUAUAACAAGGACUGCAAUCUUGCUGUGAUCGUUCUGUCUUCGGCUCCCUAUUGUGUGCAUCAAGAGAAUAAAUCCAGCCAUUGAAUACUAUUCACACACACACAAAAAAGGCCGGUGCACUGACUGACACAGUCACUUCAAAGAUACAGACUUCAGUCUAUCACCUGGCAGACCAAUGCACCAACAAUGAAGACUGAUGAUAGACCGUAAAUUCCAUCUAGCCUCCAUCUAGACAGAAUUGGAUAUGAUAGCCAAUGACCUCAUCCACUGUUGAGGAAUUGGGGUUGCAAUGGACUCCAGCGGCUGGGAAAGCAUUGAUUAUACACAGUCCAUCUUCUCAUUCAUGUCAAACACUGCAGAGCUGGAGGUGGGAAUGUUAUCAUGCUGAGUAGCUUGUUAAGACAGCACGCACUGGUCGACUUGUGUAGGGGCAUCUAAAUAAUAAUAAUAAUAAUUCAUUUUAUUUAUCUUCAUUCAGAAGAAUCUCAGAGUGCCAAUGCCACAGAGCAUCUGAACACCACCUCAGCUAGGACUAUUCUCACAGCUCUGCUGUUUUCUUUAGAAGAAUUGAUUUUUUUUUUGGCACUAGAUGAUACCCCAUGCUAAAAGGCAAAGAUUACUGAAGCCAGGUCCCAGUUCACUUCAGUGGGAUGAAAUAGAAUCAGUAACUCAGACUGCAAAUCCGCUCAGAGCCUUCUUGAGACAGUCAUGGAAAACGAAGGAGGGAGUAUGAACCUGCAAACUCCUGGAAUUCUGAAAGUCAUCUAAGAUUUUUGGUCACAUGAUCUGAGCCCUCU